CAUCCACCCAACCUACGCCUUGAACUUCGCUAAUCGAUAAGACACACAAUGGGUAUAUUUGGAAAAUCAGCGCCUUACCAAGUCAUUUUGGAGCCUUUUGAUCCCCUUAUUGGUUUCAAUGCCUCCUUCUGCAGCCCGAACAUCGAGACGCUGCACAUGAAGGAGAAAUUUUCGAGUUUCAAAGACGUGGAUAUCGCGAUAAAGAACGAGGCUGGACAGCAGGUGCUGACCUGCCAUUGCAAGGGUGGUAGUUUCACCAAUAAGAAAGAGUUUAGAGACGCGCAGGGGACGCCAUUGUUCACCGUUCGGGCCAUGCCAGCGAGUCAGGUGAAGCAGGGCUUUGAGGCAAUGGAUGGUACCCAUCUUUGUACGGCCCUGAAGAAGUUCUCGAUGUCCGCUUUCCGCAUGACAAUCUCCCUCCAAAACCUCGUUGCUGCUGCCUCCAACGCCCAGUCUUCCGAACAUUCGGGCGAGUUGGAGCUUGAAUGCAAGGGAAAUUGGUCUGGAACUUCGGCAACAAUCGCAGUCGCGGGGACUGACAAAGUGUUGGGACAUAUUACGGAAUCGAUGCGAGAUCCGGAUGGAGGAAAAUAUGAUGGGAAAAGGACGUACACGGUGGCAAUUGCACCGGGUGUCGACUACGCCUUCAUGGCUGCGCUAUGCAUUUGUUUUGACGAGGCGUACCAUGAGAGCACAAAGUGAUCACUCCAGUCCUCAUUUCUGCAUAGGAGUACUUAGGUGCUUUCCACCAUCGGAUCCCACAAUCUCACGGGUACAGGCUAUGUUCUCGAAGGAAAGUCGAUGUCUUUGACUGAGAUCUGUAGCGGUAAAUGGGAUAUGUACACAUGCACUCGCAUGCUAUUGAAUGAAACAUCCGUGAAACUUGC
This is a messenger RNA of Stereum hirsutum FP-91666 SS1, 887 nucleotides long. RefSeq lists its product as uncharacterized. The record is from RefSeq and is a predicted model, not a curated record. The transcript has 5 exons. The coding region runs from base 49 to 702 and encodes 217 amino acids. NCBI's taxonomy places the organism in Eukaryota, Fungi, Basidiomycota, Agaricomycetes, Russulales, Stereaceae.